AAAAACUGAUAGCAAAAGCGUCAGAUUCGUUGCAACUGUUUUGCAGCGGCUCAAAAUGGCGAAGUGGUGGCCACCUCUAAAAUGGAUUAAAUCUCCCUUACCUCCAUCCCAGGCAGAGUAUGAUGAGCCGUGGAGGCCAAUGGAAUGGAGGGUAUCAAAGCAAAACAUGUUGAAGACACUGAACCAUUUUCAGCCAGGAAACUCAGAGGUCAAAACUUUCAAAAUUCUUUUGUAUGGAUCAGUCGGAGUUGGAAAGUCAAGCAUUAUCAACUCUGUGACUAGUUCUGUUCAAGGCCGCGUUUGUAACAGAGUCCCAUCAAAUUCAGUGCUCGCGGGAGAAAGUUUCACUCUAGAGUGUAAAACAUACAAGUUGAAGAAAGGCACACUUGACGACUUCUACCCUUUUACAUUUACUGACAUCAGUGGUAUUGAAGCAAUGCCUGGAGGGAUACAGACUGAUGACAUUGUCAAAAUAUUACGUGGUCACAUCAACGAUGACUACACUUUCAACCCAGUAAAAUCAAUUUCUGAGGAAGACCCAAAGUACAACAGGUACCCCACUUUGAAAGACAGGAUUCACUGUCUUGUGUCUGUUCUUUCUGCAAACAAUAUAUCUAUGAUGGAAGACAAUGUCAUAAAACAAAUGAAAGAAGUUCGAACAAAUGCAAAAAACUUGGGCAUUCCUGAAGCCGUCAUCAUGACUAAGGUGGAUGAAGCAUGUCCGCUAGUUAAAGAAAAUCUGGAGAAGGUCUACACAAGCAAGAAAAUAAAGGAGAAAAUGGAAAUGUGUUGCAACAGACUGGGAGUUCCUGUGAGCUACAUCUUCCCUGUGAAAAACUACCACGAGGAACGUACAACUAACUCAACAAUGGAUACUCUGAUUUUAGAUGCAUUACAAAACAUUGUCAACUAUGCCAAUGAUUAUGUGCAGGACCAAGCAGGCAAUGAGUCACUGCCGACUUAAAGGGGAAGCACACAUAUUCAAUGCUUAAAUAUAUUUCCUCCUAUCUCUGCUUAAUAUGCUUGAAAUUAUCAAUGAAUUCAAGUUUGUCAUGCUGGUAGAAUAUACAAGUUAAAUAAUAAGUAAAGUAAUAAAUAAAGUAAAUAAAUUACAGUAGGCUACAAUGCAGAAUCUUUGCUUGUAAAGGGGUUUUAAUUAUAACCACCCAUGUGUGCAACCACAAGUAUUCAGUACAACAGGGUAUAAAGAUUGGCUGUAGCAAUAACUUUGUAUCAACCUGUAUAAGAUUAAAAACUUUUAAAAUUAUAAAAAUUCUGAUCAAAAUCAUUCUAGAUGCCAGAA
Messenger RNA from Triplophysa dalaica, 1303 nucleotides. Its product is annotated as interferon-induced protein 44-like. Bases 56 to 964 code for a protein of 302 amino acids. The record is from RefSeq and is a predicted model, not a curated record. The transcript has 8 exons. NCBI's taxonomy places the organism in Eukaryota, Metazoa, Chordata, Actinopteri, Cypriniformes, Nemacheilidae.